AUGGCUGGUUACGAAAUUUCGUCUGGCUAUGGUUACUCAAUGAUAUAUCUCGGUAUCCAAGAUUCCACGUUGCAGGCAAUCCUUGUGGAUCAGUCUCAUUGGUACCGCACCUUUUCCGAUGCGCAGUCGGACAGGCUACAAGGCAAGGAGUCCCAAAUCGCAAGGUUUGGUCCCGAGCGCUGCGUCCCUCCCUCGCUUCUUCCCAAGCUUGGCUCGCGCAUUGUCCAUGUCGCUGAUUUGGAUUUGCAUCAUCUGCGGCCGGCCCACGAGCUGGCUACUCCACUGUCCAGCACAGCGGAGGAUGACGACCCCACGGACUGCCGCAUCGCCGUGGUAGGAAUGUCCUGCCAGGUACCCGGUGCCAGGGAUCUGGAGCAGUUCUCCGCGUUGCUGCGCGAGGGCAAGUCCCAGCACAUCGAGGUUGCCAGUAGCCGAUUCGAGAUGGACACUGUGUGGCGCACCUUAGACAAGAAGCGGAAGUGGUACGGCAAUUUCAUCGAUGAUCAUGAUUCCUUCGGUUACCGGUUCUUCAAGAAGAGCCCUCGAGAGAGAAAUGGGCUCGAGCAUCGGCUGAUUCUGCAAGCUGCCUACCAAGCUCUCGAGCAGUCGGGAUACUUCCACGACCAACGCUUCCCGGACAAGCAUAUCGGCUGUUUCCUGGGCGUGGGGCUGGUGGACUAUGAGAGUAACAUCGCCUGCCACCCCGCUAGUGCGUAUGCUGCUACGGAAAACCUAAAGAGCUUCGCCGCUGGUCGAGUCAGUCAUUACUUCGGCUGGACAGGCCCGUCGUUGAUGCUGGAUACGGCCUGCUCGUCAUCCGCGGUUGCCGUGCACCAAGCGUGCCGCGCCAGCCUCCACAACGAGUGCUCUGCUGCCCUGGCUGGUGCGGCCAAUGUUAUGACUUCGCCUGACUGGUUCCACAACCUGGCCGGUGUUUCUGAGCUGGGGAAUCUGACUGAUUUUGCGAGUUUGUUGCGCUGCAUUGAAGCCGUGCUGGGGUAUAGUGCUGGGGGUGAGCAGGAGUCAGCUGGUGAGGUUGGUCCUGUGCAGGUUAAUGGCACCCGGGUCAAUGGUACUCAGAUCAAUAAGGUCAAUGGCACGUCUCACACGAAGUGCCACUCGAAUGGUGUCCUCGCUGGUAUGGCGACUGCAGUUCGGGAGGCGUUUGCCAUCACGAAGCAGUCAACCGAUACGUUCAUCGAGCAGUACGGACUGGCCGACUACAACAGAAAGAUCCUGCCCACCUCCACAGAGCUUGUCAUCGUGCACAUCCUGGAUGCAACGGUGUCGAGGAUAUCCUACCUGCCACGCCACGAACGAUUUGUGGACUUCAUCUACGAGAUGCUAGAGAAGACAGCGGGACUGGUGGUCGUCGAAGGUGCUCGCAUCACUCGAACCAGUACCCCCUGUCCUGAAAAGUCAGCCACCGUUCUGCUGGAGCAGCUCCUAGCCGACGGCUCGAAUCACUCGUUCGAUCACCGUCUCACCUACAUGACCGGCUCCCGGCUGGCCGACUGCCUCAGCGGCGCUGUAGACGGCGUCCAGCUGCUCUUCGGGUCAGCAGAAGGUCGCGAGCAGGCGACGGGCAUGUACAGCCAGUCGCCCAUCAAUCUGCCCUGGAUCAGGCAGAUGGAAUUCCUCCUGCAGGAAUUCUUCGCGCACCUGCCUGCUGGUUCUGGCACGAUCAACAUCCUGGAGAUGGGUGCGGGAACAGGCGGGACUACCUCGAUCAUGGCGCCCUUGCUGGCUCGCAUGGGAGUUGACGUGAUCUACACGGUCACCGACAUCUCUUCCUCGUUUGUCGCCGGUCUACGAAAGCGGUUCAAGCAGUACCCGUUCAUGCGCUUCAAGAUGAUCAACAUCGAGGAGCAGCCUGCUGCCGAUCUCUUGCAGAGCCAGCAUAUUGUUAUCGCAACCAACUGCAUCCACGCCACGCAGGACCUGGUCCGCUCCUCCACCGUCAACCCUGGCACGACAAGCUACACAUCCUAUCUGAUCUCCUCGACGCGCCCGCCCUCGUCCCCUUCGCGGAGUGGACCCGGCGCGUGCGAGAACCCGGCUGCGCGGCUGGUCGAUUUCCUGGACGAGCACUUCGUCGCCAUGUCCUGCGAUACCAAUAUGGUGUUGGAUACGGCGAAUAGUCGCGAGCAUUCGGUGACGUUGGCGAGCGCGGAGGCGGUGGGGGUGGAGUUGGUGGGGAUGUAUGUGAGACGGUGGAAGGAGAUGGAGUUCGGAUGGGGGUGUGUGGAGUUGUUGAAAUUAGCGCGGAAGUCCAAGACGGAUCGGCGCGGGAGGUCGCGCGGGGAGAAUCGGCGCUAG
Aspergillus heteromorphus CBS 117.55 is the source of this 2319-nucleotide messenger RNA. RefSeq names its product ketoacyl-synt-domain-containing protein. Gene Ontology annotation, biological process: fatty acid biosynthetic process; secondary metabolite biosynthetic process. The transcript has 4 exons. Gene Ontology annotation, molecular function: fatty acid synthase activity; 3-oxoacyl-[acyl-carrier-protein] synthase activity. The record is from RefSeq and is a predicted model, not a curated record. Lineage: Eukaryota; Fungi; Ascomycota; Eurotiomycetes; Eurotiales; Aspergillaceae. Bases 1 to 2319 code for a protein of 772 amino acids.